This is a messenger RNA of Oryza sativa Japonica Group (Japanese rice), 1559 nucleotides long. Its product is annotated as putative hydrolase C777.06c. The record is from RefSeq and is a predicted model, not a curated record. Lineage: Eukaryota; Viridiplantae; Streptophyta; Magnoliopsida; Poales; Poaceae.
UCAUACUUCAGUCAAGUCCUCAAAAGAAAGAUGGAAAACGACUUCCCGCCGUCGGCACCAUCGCCGAAGGAUGCAAAUGCAAUACCAACUCCACUAAAUCUCAAAGAUGAGCAAGAGGAAAGAGGAGAGAAGCAUAGCAAGAAAAUUUGAUGCAUUCUCUAUAUAUAUACAAAGAUCACACCAACCGAGCACAAAAUCUUCCCCAUUCCGCAGCAAAAGAGCAGCAAAGAGUUUAUCAAGCCAGCGAUGGAGCCUCCCGCCGGAGACGCUGCUCUGCCGCCGCCGCCGCCGUCGUCGUCGGUCAUCUUCCUGGGCACCGGCUGCUCCGGCGCGCUCCCCGACACGCGGUGCCUCCUCAGGCCGUCCGCGCCGCCGUGCGCCGUCUGCUCCCUGGGCGUCUCGCUCCCACCGGAGCAAAACCCCAAUUACAGGUGUAACACCUCCCUCUUGAUAGAUUACUGCCAAGACGAUGGAACCCACGAGUACAUUAUAAUCGAUGUCGGCAAGACCUUUAGAGAACAGGUUCUCCGGUGGUUUGUUCAUCACAAGAUUCCUUGGGUUAACUCGAUUAUUCUCACUCAUGAGCACGCGGAUGCUGUCUUAGGUCUUGACGACGUUUGGAUGGUUCAACCAAAGGGUUGCAGCAAUGAUUUCCGCCGAGUUCCGAUUUUUCUUACCCAAUUCACAAUGGACAGUGUUGUAGCAAGGUUCCCCUACUUACUGAAAAAUAAGCUAGAGGAAGGUGACGAAGUUUCCCAAGUCGCUCAACUCGAUUGGAGGAUAAUUGAGGGUGAUAUUGACAAGCCAUUUGUAUCAUCAGGGCUAGAGUUUGUGCCUUUGCCUGUCAUGCAUGGAGAGGGUAAUAUUUGUUUAGGCUUCCUAUUUGGGAGGAAAGCAAAAAUUGCAUAUUUAUCUGACGUCUCAAGAUUUCUACCUGAAACUGAGUAUGCCAUUUCAAAGUCUGGUGCUGGACAACUUGAUCUUCUUAUACUAGAAACAAACACUUUGCAUGGGAAGGGAAAUGCUCGCAGUACCCAUCUUCAUUUGAGUGAGACUCUUGAUGCUGUGAAGAGGAUAAGCCCUAAGAGAGCUCUGUUGAUUGGAAUGAGACAUGAGUUCGAACAUUACAGAGAAAAUCAGAAUCUGGCAGAAUGGUCAAGCAGAGAGGGAAUACCUGUACAACUAGCUCACGACGGCCUCCGCGUGUUUAUCGACCUGUGAUUUGGUAGGCAUCAUACUGCACAUUUCAAAUAUGAGCAACAUUGCUUUCCCAAAUAUAGUUGAAACAGUUUCAGUGAUGUCAUAAUAGACUAUUGCAAGAGUACUGAAUCCUUAUUAUCGUCAUUGCUUAUUUGUAAAAGAAACAAGGUCUCAUGUGGGAAAGAAUUUGGUGAUUACGCUUUUUGUAGAGAAUUUACCUGUUCUCAUUUGGUGGUAUAUAGUAAAUACAGAAUUAGUGAGAUCGAAGAAUGAAUAAUCUUGGUUUCUUGGGAUUAUGAAACCUCGUUGUGAUUGAUAAUAUAUUUUCUACUUCUAUAUAUACUCGGUAAAGAAUAUGA